AGUAAAGUGAAGCUUCGAAGCUGAGCAGUAUCCACAAAUCCAGGAUCCUCCAUUGAAGGAUCAGGAUCAGGAUCAGGAUCAGAUCAGAAGCAGAACAGGAUAAAGAAACCCCAAAUCCCCCGUUCUCUGGAAGGAGAGAGAUGCUGCGAGCGAGCAACUCGUUGAUCGGGAUGAUCAACUUCCUGACCUUCCUGAUAUCGGUGCCGAUCCUGGGCGGCGGGAUAUGGCUGAGCACCAAGGCCAACUCCACCGACUGUCUCCGCUUCCUGCAGUGGCCGAUCAUCAUCAUCGGCAUCGCCGUCAUGGUUGUGUCGCUUGCCGGGUUCGCCGGCUCGUGCUACCGGAUCACUUGGCUGCUCCGGCUCUACCUCACGGCCAUGUUCUUCAUCGUCGUCGCGCUGAUAGGGUUCACCAUCUUCGCCUUCUCCGUCACCGCCAAGGGCUCCGGCAACCCCGUUCUCAACCGCCGCUACCUCGAGUACCGCCUCCAGGACUAUUCCGGCUGGCUCAAGGACCGCGUGUCGGAGCCCAGCUACUGGGACAAGAUCGUCUCGUGCAUCCAGCAGGCCGGCGUUUGUGGGAAAAUGGCUCCCGGCGGCAUCCCGGAGACGGCCGAUCGGUUCUACGCUCGGUCGCUUACCCCCAUCCAGUCUGGUUGUUGCAAGCCACCGGCGGCGUGCGGUUUCGUUUACGUGACCGAGACGACGUGGGAACCGGUGGCGGGACUGGCGGUGGCGGACACGGACUGCGUGAAUUGGAGCAACGACCAGGCUCGGCUGUGCUACAGCUGCGACUCAUGCAAGGCCGGGGUGCUGGCCAACCUGAAGAAGGACUGGAGGAGGGUGUCCCUGAUCAACAUGAUUCUUCUGAUCGUGAUGGUCGUCCUCUACGUCAUAGCCUGCGCUGCCUUCAGGAACAGCAAGAGGACCGACAACCGGGAGUCCUACGGCAGGAACAGGAUGGAAAAGGCAGAGCCUAGCAGAUUCAACUUCUGACGUGCUGAGUUUGGUGCCUCAUGAUACGUACACGAUUCUCUCUCUCUCUCUCUUCUCCUUCUCUUUCCUGUGGUUGUGUGGAGUACAAUGAGAUCAUUUGGAAUGCUAUCAUGGGCAAGUUUCUUCCUUUUUUUGAGGCUUUUCGUGUCUUAUGGUUCUUUUCCUUUGCUUUCUUGAAAGUACCCUUGUGUAAAGUAGAAAAGGUUUGGUUUAAAUGGAGUUGCUUUUGUGUGUACUGUGUAGCGGGUUCUCUCUGUAUUAUAUCCUUUUCUACUGGGGAAGAAAAAGGGUACGUCAUGGCCAUGUAAAUUGUUUGGGUAUCGGGUUCAUAUCUAUAAGCAGAAUAUCAUCUAAGCCGUUCUUAUGGUUGUUACUUAA
Molecule: messenger RNA, 1373 nt
Organism: Nymphaea colorata (pocket water lily)
Lineage: Eukaryota; Viridiplantae; Streptophyta; Magnoliopsida; Nymphaeales; Nymphaeaceae
Product: tetraspanin-3-like
Exons: 2
Coding region: 141-995 (284 amino acids)
Biological process (GO): auxin-activated signaling pathway
Cellular component (GO): plasmodesma; plasma membrane
Source: RefSeq, a predicted model, not a curated record